AUGGGAAGACAAAGAGUAGAAAUCAAGAAAAUUGAGAAUAAAGCAGUUCGGCAAGUUACAUUUGCUAAACGAAGAAAUGGACUCUUAAAAAAGGCCUAUGAAAUUUCUACGUUGUGUGACAUUGAAGUUGCCCUGCUCGCGUUUUCUCCAUCGGGAAAACCUACAAUUUUUGGUGGGAAAAAAAGGGGCAAUGAAAUGUUCGUGGAUGCUCAAAUGGAGGAAAUUCAAAGGGAUAUGAACACGGUUGGUAAUCAGUUUGAAGAAGUUAUCACACAAUUGAAGUACUAUGAAGAAAUACCGAGCUAUAUCAAGACUGUGAGUGAGAUGGAGGCAUAUGAAGAAUUCUUGAAGCAAACCAUGAACCAAAUCCAGAUGCAGAAGCAAGCUCUGGAAGCAAAUCACCGGGGGCCUCAGCCCGAAAAAAAUUAUCUGGCAGCACCUUUACUGGAAAAACCUGUUCAUGUCCCAAAUGCUGAGAUGCUGACUGGGGGAGGUCAAUCACAGGCACCCGAUGUUGGACUACUCACUGGGGGAGGUCAUGCUAAUACUUCGCGUGCCAGUGCAGUUGCAGGAGGUGGUGGAGUAAUAAGCGCCAAUGCAACCACUGUGGGGGGUAGUUCAAUCUACAAUAUCAACUCCAAGAGUACUGUUCCUCAAACCUCCAUGCUGAACUUUGUUGAUUCUAAUGGGCCUUCUCCCACGAGAAAUCAGCAACAAUAUCUGAACGGUAUUCUUCCACAAGCCCCAUUGUUCCUUCUUGAGGACAGAAACCUUGUUGCUCAUCCACUGACUAAUGAAGGUAAUGAGGUCCGCAGCUAUUAUCUUGAACUGGCGCGUCGAAUGGGGCUCCCUCUUCCCGGAUUGACUAUUGGGAACGCACCUACGGGGGCUCAACACGAUCCACCAGGGCGUGGUGGUCCCGAUGGCCAUGCAGGGCCAAGCGGACAAGCUUCCUUUCAGGCAACAAGACACCCCAGAGACUGA
This is a messenger RNA of Vitis riparia (riverbank grape), 984 nucleotides long. Its product is annotated as agamous-like MADS-box protein AGL28. Bases 1 to 984 code for a protein of 327 amino acids. The record is from RefSeq and is a predicted model, not a curated record. Gene Ontology annotation, biological process: positive regulation of transcription by RNA polymerase II. The transcript is spliced from 8 exons. Gene Ontology annotation, molecular function: RNA polymerase II cis-regulatory region sequence-specific DNA binding; DNA-binding transcription factor activity, RNA polymerase II-specific; protein dimerization activity. Lineage: Eukaryota; Viridiplantae; Streptophyta; Magnoliopsida; Vitales; Vitaceae.